AAAGACGCGCGCAGCAGGGGCGGGACUGGAGAGCGGCCCUGCGCGCGGAUCUCGCGAGAGCGUUAGAGGGCGGAAGCGCUAUUCGAGCAGGAUGAGGUUCGUGGUUGCGUUAGUCCUCCUGAGCGUCGCAGCGGCUGGAGCCGCGCCGUUCUCGGACACCGCAAGUGUCAAGAAAGAGGAAGCUGGAGUUCGGCCUUCUACAGAAAACGUCUCUACUUACCCCACCUUGAGCCAACGGCCUGGAGGCUCUACCAGGUCGGAUUCGGAGCCGCACACUUCAGUAGACAGCCCUAGCAGGUUGGAUUCAGAGCCGCAGACUUCAAAAGACAGCCCUAGCAAGUCGGGUGCGGAGGCGCAGACCCCAGAAGACAACCCCAACAAGUCGGGUGCGGAGGCAAAGACCCAAAAAGACAGCUCUAGCAAGUCAGGUUCGGAGGCUCAGAUCACAAAAGACAGCUCCAGCAAGUCGGGUGCGGAGGCAAAGACCCAAAAAGACAGCUCUAGCAAGUCAGGUUCGGAGGCUCAGAUCACAAAAGACAGCUCCAGCAAGUCGGGUGCGGAGGCAAAGACCCAAAAAGACAGCCCUAGCAAGUCGGGUUCGGAGGCGCAAACCACGAAAGACAGCACUAGCAAAUCGGGUGCGGAGGCGCAAACCACGAAAGACAGCACUAGCAAAUCGGGUGCGGAGGCGCCGACCCCACAAGACGUCCCUAAUAAGUCGGGUGCCGACGGCUCUAGCAAGUCGGGUGCGGAGGAUCAGAUCCCAAAAGACGUCCCUAGCAAGUCAGGUGCAGAGAAGCAGACUCCAAAAGACGCCUCUAACAAGUCCGGUGCAGAGGAGCAGGGCCCAAUAGACGGGUCUAGCAAGUCAGGUGCGGAGGAGCAGACCCCAAAAGACGGCCCUAGCAAGGUGGUUCCAGAGCAGCCUUCCAGGAAAGACCAUUCCAAGCCCGUCUCCAACCCUUCUGAUAACAAGGAGCUCCCCAAGGCGGACACAAACCAGUUAGCUGACAAAGGGAAGCUUUCUCCUCAUGCUUUCAAAACCGAAUCUGGGGAGGACACUGACCUCAUUUCUUCCCCGCAGGAGGAAAUUAAGUCUUCAGAGCCUACUGAGGAUGUGGAGCCCAAAGAGGCUGAAGAUGAUGAUACAGGACCCGAGGAGGGCUCACCGCCCAAAGAAGAGAAAGAAAAGAUGUCCAGUUCUGCCUCCAGUGAAAACCGUGAAGGAACACUUUUGGAUUCCAGGGGUAGCGAGAAGGAUGACGGUUAUGGGGAGAGUUCUGGAAGUGCCAGCGCGGAGAGCAGCCACUUCUUUGCAUAUCUGGUGACUGCAGCCAUUCUUGUGGCAGUCCUCUAUAUCGCUCAUCACAACAAGCGGAAGAUCAUUGCUUUUGUCCUGGAAGGAAAAAGAUCUAAAGUCACCCGGCGGCCAAAGGCCAGUGACUACCAACGCUUGGACCAGAAGUCAUAACAGAAUGGUACAUUCCUCUGGAAAAAGAUGAACGUCACCAAUGGAUUGUGCUGCUCUCGUUUCAGCUUUGAAUUUUUUGUCCUUGAGAACCUUGUCCUCCCUGCUGAUUUGUUUCUAAAUCAAAAGAAAUGAAGAAAAAAGUACUGUGACCUAAGAGACACCCUCCUCUAGGAUUUAGUGACAAGUCUGGGCUGGCAGAGGUAGAGGGUUGCUUUGGGGUUUGCACCUGCACUUUGGUGACAUCGUUCUUCUGUGUUCCCCUUAUUUAUGCUGGUGGCUUCCAUCCAUUCCUCCUCUGAGUGUGAGUGGAGGGCCAUGUGGAAACACGGCUAUGACCAAAGGGAUAUCCCAGUCUGGGCAGGUUGUGCUGCUGACCACCCUCCCUUGGGGCCCGGGCUCUGUAGGAAAGUUGGCCCUUGAUUGUGGCAUUGCACUCUCACUGUUUCUCUCUGCAGACCUAGGGGAAAACUGCAGGUAGAAGUGCUUUUCUACUAAGGCCUCUUACUUUGGGGGGGAUGUGCCCUACAGAAGACAUAGAAGAUGGGGAAAUGCCAACGGGCAAAGAGCUACUUUGAAUACAUAAUUCUCUUCAAAGACUUCAGCAGCAAACCAAAACAGCAGGUUAAAAAAAAAAUGCUUUUCUGGGUGCAAGUCUAACCUGUCUAGCAUGAGAUCUUCUUGAUUUUCUGAUUAUUUUAUAUAACUUGAAACAAAGUGAAUCAGCCUCCACUUGGUUGUGCCGAGCAUAAAACAGAACUUGGGCUUCCUAAUAGGCCACUGUCCCAUCACAGAUUUUUAAAAUAAAUAUGAUUUGAAAUAGUGUGAUCUUUCACACAAUCAUA
Chlorocebus sabaeus (green monkey) is the source of this 2313-nucleotide messenger RNA. RefSeq names its product trans-golgi network protein 2 (gene TGOLN2). Gene Ontology annotation, cellular component: endosome; trans-Golgi network; trans-Golgi network transport vesicle. Lineage: Eukaryota; Metazoa; Chordata; Mammalia; Primates; Cercopithecidae. The record is from RefSeq and is a predicted model, not a curated record.